Castor canadensis (American beaver) is the source of this 933-nucleotide messenger RNA. Its product is annotated as olfactory receptor 5W2-like. Gene Ontology annotation, molecular function: olfactory receptor activity; G protein-coupled receptor activity. Gene Ontology annotation, biological process: G protein-coupled receptor signaling pathway. Gene Ontology annotation, cellular component: membrane. The record is from RefSeq and is a predicted model, not a curated record. Lineage: Eukaryota; Metazoa; Chordata; Mammalia; Rodentia; Castoridae.
AUGGACAAGGGAAAUUGCUCCUUAUUGACUGAAUUCAUUCUAGUGGGAAUUACCAAUAACCCUAAGAUGAAAAUGACUCUUUUCACCUUGUUUCUAUUUGUUUAUCUAAUUAAUAUUCUGGGAAAUGUUGGGAUGAUCAUUUUAAUCAAACUGGACUCCCAGCUUCACACACCAAUGUACUUUUUCCUCAGCAACCUCUCUUUCUGUGACCUCUGGUAUUCCACAGCAAUUGGACCCAAGAUGCUAGUGGAUACAUUUAGCAAGAAAAAAUCAGUUUCCUUUCUUAAGCUGUGCUCUGCAAUUCUCAUUGCGUGUACAUUUGUAGAUGCUGAGUGUGUGCUGCUGGCAGUGAUGGCCUUCGACAGGUACAAGGCCAUCAGCAAAUCCUUGCUGUAUACAGUCCACAUGUCCAACAGGGUGUGUGCCCUGCUCAUGGCUGGGGUUCACAUGGUGGGAAUGGCAGAUGCUUUGAUACAUACGACAUUGACAUUCCAGUUAUGUUUCUGUGGGUCCAAUGAGAUUGACCACUUCUUUUGUGAUAUCCCUCCCAUUUUACUACUAUCUUGUUCAGAUACACAGGUCAAUGAAUUAGCAAUAUUCAUUAUUUUUGGAUUCAUCGAACUAAGCACCAUUUCAGGUGUUCUUGUCUCCUAUUGUUAUAUCAUCUUAUCAGUCUUAAACAUCCGCUCUGCUGACAGGAGGCUUAAAGCUUUCUCCACUUGUGCCUCUCACUUAACCGUAGUAGCGAUUUUCCAGGGAACUGUACUCUUCAUGUAUUUCCUGCCAAGUACUUCUUAUUCUCUAGAUCAAGACAAAAUGACUUCACUGUUUUACACCCUUUUAAUUCCCAUGCUGAACCCUCUAAUAUAUAGUUUACGGAACAAAGAUGUAAAACAGGCCCUGGAAAAACUGAAAAAUAAAAGAUGGUUUUAA